AUGCCCUUUUUAUUUUUAAAGUAAGCCCUGUGUGUCCAGGCACCUUGAGCCAUUCCCUGCGGAAAAAUGGGGAAGUGGAGCAGGGCUGAAGGGCGGUGAUUGAGCUCUGGGCAGCCGGAAGCGUCUGCAGAGGGAGAAGAUGGGGGAUAGAAAUUCUUGAAAUGCUCAAAAUGCUCCUGUUUCCAGCUGUGUUCACCAUGGGGCGGGAAUGGCCGCCCUGGAGGGAGAAGGAGAACCCUGAGGGGGAAAUGGCGGCUCUGGGGGAGAAGGUCCUGCUAUGAGGGGGAAGUGGAGCCACUGAGGGAGAAAUGAUGACCCUCGGGGAAAUGGUGGCCUUGAGGGAGGAAGGACAACCCAGAGGGGGAAAUGGCGGCUCUGAGGGAGGAAUGAGAGUCCUGAAAGGCAGCCCUGAGAGAGGAUGACCCUGAGCGGAAAAUGGCGUCUGUGACGGACGGGGUGUUGCAGUGAGGCAGAAAUGGCGGCCCCGCCGAGGUGCGCGCAGCCCGCUAGGGCACAGCAACAACAACAACAACAACCGUGAGGGCAAAAUGUCGGAGCCCCUCGGCGGCUCCGUGAGCGGCUCACGGCCGGCCCGGAACGGCGCAGCCCCGGAACCCGCGAGCGGAUCCGCGGCGCCCGGGCGGGGCCUGCGCCGAGCGCACCGUCCCGGCGCCUUCCUGCGGCCGCCGCUCCCGCUCCGCCGCCCCGGCCCGGCCAUGCCGCGCCUCCUCUUCCUCCUCCUCCUCCUCGUCCCGCACCUCGGCCGCGCCGCCGCCCCCAGCCCGGGGAACAGCACGGAGCCGCCGCGGGCGACCACAGGGAACGACACGCACACGGAGUCGGAGCACGAGUCCGGGCCGAGGCUGUCGGUGGGGUCGGGGCUGCCGGUGCUGAGGCGCGCGGUUUAUGUGCUGAGCGCUCUGUCGGCGCUGGCCGCGUUCUACUUCAUGCUGAGGGCGUUCCGCCCCAGGUCCGAGGGCCCCAGAAACGAGCCCAAAACUCAUUUCAGGUUGAAGAAGCCCCAGAGGAAGAAGUACGGGCUGCUGUCGAGCCAGGACGAGAACAUCGAGCUGGGUUCCCUCGACAGUGACGAGGACACCGUGUUUGAGAAUCGCAACCUGAGGCGAUGACUCGGGACCAGCGGCACUGGCUGCCUGGAAUGAUGGAGGGUCCAAUCCCAGUGGAAUCUCUAGUACUCAAGUUUUAGAUCUGCUUACAGUGACUUAACUGACAGUUUGAGCCCUUCCAUAGCUGGUGCAGGGGAGAGGGGACCAAACCUGUUUUCUUCACGUGCAUUCUUGGGGACAUUUCUGGGGAAGGAUGGGAGCUGUUCACUGCAUGGGGAAAGGCUGAGGUAAAGGAAAUGCUCUUGGAUGAUUUUCAGCACCUGAAAUCGGAGCUCGAGAGCUGCCCCUGUGCCUCAUAUCCCUCUCUCCUUGCCCUGGAAGCAUCAGAUUGCUUCUCCAGACUGAUCCUCUUUCCUUCAUGCAAUAUCAGGUUACUUCUUUGGGAAGUGUCUCUGUAAUCAGCUUCUGGGAGGAGCUGCGGGAGCUGUGGCUCUGUUACACAAACGGGGGUGGGAGGGUGAUAGUUCAGACACAGCAGCUUUGGGAAGGAGUUAAACGAGUUAUAUUUUGCAGGAUUGGCAAUUACUGGGAUAAUCCAGGUCAUUCACGGGUUUACAGACGUGUUAACGAAUGAAAGGGGCCACAAUCCAAAGGAAUCUUUCUCCAAAAGAGCUACAAAAGGUCUGGGAAUGCCUGGACUCUGCCCAGCCCCAGCUGUGACUUCACGAGGGACACGUGUGACAUCUGCCAAGUUCCGGAUUUUGUGAUACCUGAGGAAGAGCCAGAUGUGAGCCGGGGAGUGUCUUGGAGCAGCUGAUGACUGGAAAAGGGGGACCCCAACCUCUCUUGACUGAUUCAGGGCAGCCCUGGAUGAGUUCUCUCAAGGACCCUGGAGUUUCAUUCCCUUGGCUGGUACUCAGCCGGCAUCUUUCCUGCAGCCCAUUGUUAAGUGGAUUUUUGGGAUCUGAUUGUGUAGGACCAAAGGUGAAUGUGUCAGGCGGUGGUUGUUGGGUGGAUCUGCUGCUAAAUCGGUGAAAACUGCUCGCCAAGUGCUUGUGUCUGUGGCCUCUCCUUGGAAACUGGCAGCACAUCCUUAAAUCCCACUUACCCCCAAAGCUGGUAGUGCCUUUGUUUGGAGAACCCGAGGGAUUUGCCCUGCGGGCAGGGAGGGUCCCCGUGGCACCUUUAGGGUGAAGGUUUGGAAUGUCUUUGGCUCCUUCCCUUUGGCUUGCAAAUCCCCUGUGGAUCAGGGGCACCGAUGCCUCUCGGAGAGGGGACAGGGAUGUGCUGAGCAGGGGGAGAUGCUGCAGGAUCUCCCGAGGCAGCCGAGGGAGCGCCGCGAUCCUGUGCAAGCAGCCACCUUUGUCUGUUCAGGACAGGUGAGGUUUCCUGGAGAAAUCCCACCCCCGUGGCAGCUCUGUCUCGCAUGUGCACAAAGGAUUUUAAAAUUCAUACAUAUAUAUUUUUUUAAUGGCAUUGCCGUGUGCACACAGUGCUUGCGUGUGCCCUGUUUUCCUGUCGUUUGGAUCCUUCCACGCCUGUUUUGGGUGUUCCCUGUUUGUGGCUGCUGCAGAUGGGAGCGGGCAGAGGUUCCAUGUGGGAAUUGCUGGGAAGGCUCCACCCGGCUGCAUCUUCCCUGGGGAUGAUCAGAGCUCUGUGAUCCAUGGUCAGGGAUCUUUCUUGAUCCUGCAGGGCUGCAUGUGCAGGUAAUUCCCUGGUUCUUUUAUUCCCUCUGGAAAGUUGUUCCUUGUGCUGUUGAAGCUGUUUGAGCCUGACUGUCCCAAUCCACUGCCAUGUUCAGUGUUUGACCAGCACAUUCCUCAUCCUUCCUUGACCUGGAGUGAUGACCCUGAGCAUUCCUUAGGCUCCCCUUUUGUUGGUCAGGUGGGGUUUGCAAUUCUCAAGUUUCCUCACCUCACAGGAGUGGAGCAUUUGUUUAAUGUUGAAUUAUUCAGAUCAGAGAGAACCUCAAGCAGCAGGUCUUGCCUUGAAAAUAAUUCUUCUGGAAUUGAUUUUGGCUGGAACAGAUGUUUGUGUUUGAGCAGGGAAAGGUGUGGAGCAGGUGAUGUGGUGCCUGGGCUGUGCUGUGUAGGUACCAGGGAAGAAAGUUGAGGUGCCAACCUGCAAUUUCUACACCCCUUCCAUGUUUUCAGAAUCUUGCUGGCCACCUUGAAGGGGUGCAGGGUACAAAGGUACCUGUGGGGCUGUCACUUGUCCUGGUCUUGGGCUGAAGACAGGUUGGAGCUGUAACCAGGGACCCUGUGAAGCUGAUUCCAUCCUGCCCCUCAACAGCACCUGGCAUCUGGAUUUUCCCUUUGCAGGCUGUGACAUUCCAUCCCUGCUCUGCUCUGAGUCCUUUUCUAAGAGGAGAAAGCCCAAGUGACAGAUCUGAGACUCCUUGGGGUGCUCAGCAUGAUUCCAUUUCUCUGGGAAGAAUCAGCUGGAUCUGGCACUCCCUGCAGUGUGGGCAGUGCCAGGCCAGGGGGUUUUGGGGUGGAUCCUGCAAAUAACAGCAGCUUUGAACACCUCACAUGACAUUCCACAGAGGAGCAGUUCAGCUGUUCCUUCCAUUACUUUUUCAGUUCCUCCACGUGUAUUUGAUACCCUUGUGUCAGGUCUCUUUGCCCCAGCUGGAUCUUCAGUAGCUUUCCAGUUGUCGUUUUUCAGGCUAAGCACAGGAAUGCAAACAGACCCACCCAUGCCUGGUCCUGGGCAGGCUGAGGCCUCACCUGCCACUGCUGCACUUUUCUUUCUCCUGGAUGAAUCAGGGUGUUGGUGGAGGUUCCAUGUGCCUGUUGGUCUGCAGAAUUCCUGCUCAUCCCACCAAAAGGAGCCAAUGGACCACGAGUUGUAACAGUCAUCACCUGUGUGCAUGACUGACUACAACAGUCUGCUCUGAAUUAAGCCAAAGCAAAUUUUCCAAAGUUUACAUGAUCCCUCUGCUGUCUUGGAACCUUUCUGGGAUGCUCUGCUGCUGAUACCAGCCUGCCCAAACCGACUGGGUCAUCUGCAGGGUUAAUGGGAUCUGUGGGAGCGGGGUGAGAUCAGCUCUGGUGGUUUUGUUCUGUGCCUGGGAGAUGGGACCUGCAGCCCUGUGAGGUUCUGUGCCUGUGGUGGGAGUCAAUAAACAGCACUUGAGCACG
This is a messenger RNA of Onychostruthus taczanowskii (white-rumped snowfinch), 4210 nucleotides long. It is a transcript of the gene FAM174C, whose product is annotated as family with sequence similarity 174 member C. The coding region runs from base 549 to 1130 and encodes 193 amino acids. Lineage: Eukaryota; Metazoa; Chordata; Aves; Passeriformes; Passeridae. Gene Ontology annotation, cellular component: extracellular region. The transcript is spliced from 3 exons. The record is from RefSeq and is a predicted model, not a curated record.